Messenger RNA from Penicillium canescens, 543 nucleotides. RefSeq lists its product as uncharacterized. NCBI's taxonomy places the organism in Eukaryota, Fungi, Ascomycota, Eurotiomycetes, Eurotiales, Aspergillaceae. The record is from RefSeq and is a predicted model, not a curated record. The transcript has 3 exons. The coding region runs from base 1 to 543 and encodes 180 amino acids.
AUGAAGGCCCCUUCCUUGGUUAUUCUCUUCUGGGUUUUAGGAGGCGUUACCACUGUGGUGGUCGCCUUGCGCAUCUUCGCCAAGACGAGGAUCGGUCGUUUAAAGGUGGAUGACGCGACCAUGAUGAUUGCCUGGGCCCUAACCAUCAUUGCAUCUACCCUUAUUGCCGUGCAUUAUGGCUAUGGGCAGGAUAUUGGCCAAUUUUCCUUCAACCCUGCCGUCCACGUAUUCAAAUUUUAUACCAUCGCUCAGGCAUGUGUCAUUGGCAGCAGUACUGCCGGCUGUGUGGCCUUUAUUCUCUACCUUCAGGUCAUCCUAGGUGGGGAGAAGAAACAUAGAAUUAUUUUAUUGACGCUCGCAAUCUUGGAGGUGGCAUUUAACGCCGUGUCCAUUAUCCUGAUAUUCACCAAUUGCAAAGAUCUGCAGCCGAUCUGGAACAAAGACCUCCCUAAUGAAUGCCUCACCGGCCAAAAAUGCUACGCUUACUUUCAGUCCGCUUUCAACACUGCAGUCGAUCUAUACCUUGUCAUAGUGCCGACAUAG